AUGUCAGCAUUUGAUCAAUGGGCCCAAAAGUUGGAUAACCCAACUUUGAGUGUGCUGCCACACGACUAUCUACGCCCUCAAGAAGAGCCUCUCGUACAACAAGCAGAGUACAGUGUACAGAUACCACAGCUGGGACUUCCUCACGGCAAAGACACAUAUACAACUCUCUUGGCGGUAUGGUCUGCGCUUGUCUACAGAUUGACUGGUGACGACGAUAUCGUUCUUUUCGCAAGCAAGAACACCGUCAUUAGAUUCACCAUUCAGCCUACAUGGUCGUUUGGGGAGCUUUUCACUACAGUUGAGCGCGAACUCAACAGCUCAGUAGCGCUCUCAGAGGUUAAUUUCGAUGACUUAUCUGAAUUCAUUAAAGAAAAACAGGGACGCGAGGUUGCUCCUCAGCUAUUUCGCCUCGGAUGUGUGCACAACUCUCCUGUGGAUUUGGCAAACCAAUACAAGACUCAAGUAUUCGACCUAGUGCUAAAUUUGGAAGGUGCUUCUACCGUGCACAUUGAGUAUAACUGCUUGUUGUAUUCGGAACAGCGCAUUUCUAUCCUUGGUGACCAAUUGACCCAAUACGUGAGUAAGAUAAUCAACGAUGACUCGCUGUGUAUAACUAAGAUAUCUCUCGUGACCAAAGACAGCGAAGCUCAACUCCCAGAUCCCAAGAAGAACUUAGGUUGGGUAGAUUUUGCUGGUUGUAUUCAUGAUAUCUUCCAAGACAAUGCUGAAAAGUUUCCUGAGAGAACUUGUGUGGUUGAAACACCUGGUAACUCAGGCGGUGAGUCUCGGAUUUUCACUUACAGAGAUAUCAAUCGCGCAUCCAACAUCGUAGCCCAUUACCUGAUCAACACUGGUAUUAAAAGAGGUGACGUAGUCAUGAUCUAUUCUUCCAGAGGUGUUGACUUGAUGGUGUGUGUGAUGGGUGUAUUGAAAGCUGGCGCAACAUUUUCGGUAAUAGAUCCAGCGUAUCCUCCAGCUAGACAAACUGUUUAUCUUGGUGUUGCGAAACCAAGGGGUUUGAUCGUGAUUAGAGCAGCUGGCCAAUUGGAUCAAUACGUUGAAGACUACAUUUCUAAUGAACUAGAUGUAGUGUCACGCAUUCCUUCUAUCGCGAUCCAGAGCGAUGGUUCCAUUCAGGGUGGAUGCACUGAAAACCAAUCAGAAGAUUGUUUACAACCAUAUCAACACUUAAGGGACACGAGAUCCGGCGUUGUAGUUGGUCCAGACAGUAAUCCAACCUUAUCUUUCACUUCAGGUUCAGAAGGUAUUCCUAAGGGUGUUUUGGGAAGACACUUUUCCCUCGCCUACUACUUCAACUGGAUGUCAAAGCAAUUCAACUUGUCCGAAAACGAUAAAUUUACGAUGCUUUCAGGUAUCGCACACGACCCAAUCCAAAGAGAUAUGUUUACUCCUUUGUUUUUAGGAGCGCAGCUAUUAGUGCCUACACAAGAUGAUAUUGGUACCCCAGGUCAAUUAGCCGAAUGGAUGAAUAAAUACGGCGCGACGGUCACGCAUUUAACACCUGCCAUGGGCCAAUUACUAACCGCACAAGCUGUCACUGCUUUCCCAUCCUUGCAUCAUGCAUUUUUUGUCGGUGACAUUUUGACUAAGAGAGACUGUCUGAGGUUGCAAACUUUGGCUGAAAAUUGUUGCAUUGUCAAUAUGUAUGGUACUACAGAAACUCAGCGUGCAGUCUCGUUUUUUGAGGUUAGAUCUAGAUCAGAUGAUCCAUCAUUUUUAAAGCAGUUGAAGAACGUUAUGCCAGCUGGUAAGGGUAUGUUCAAUGUUCAAUUACUUGUCGUCAACAGGAAUGACCGUACACAGAUUUGUGGUAUUGGUGAAGUCGGUGAAAUAUAUGUCCGUGCCGGUGGUCUUGCGGAAGGUUAUCGUGGCCUACCUGAUUUGAACAAGGAAAAGUUCGUUCAGAAUUGGUUUGUUAACGAUGAUCAUUGGAAAACGCUUGACAUUGACAACGGAGAACCCUGGAGACAGUUUUGGCUGGGACCUCGUGAUAGAUUGUAUAGAACAGGUGAUUUGGGCCGCUAUCUACCAGAUGGUAACUGUGAGUGUUGCGGUCGUGCUGAUGAUCAAGUGAAGAUUAGGGGCUUCAGAAUUGAGUUGGGUGAAAUUGACACUCAUAUUUCGCAGCACCCUCUUGUUCGUGAGAAUAUUACUCUUGUCAGGAAGAACAGUGAUAAUGAACCUACUCUGAUAACUUAUAUGGUCCCUCGAUUUGAUGAACCAGAAUUAUUACAAUACCAAUCUGAAGUCCCCGAAAGUGUGGCUUCAGAUCCAAUGGUCAAAGGUCUAAUUGGAUUUAGAUUGCUCACCAAGAAUAUCAAGGAAUUUUUGAAGAAGAGACUAGCCAGCUAUGCCAUCCCCUCGGUAAUCGUGGUAUUGGAAAAGCUCCCGCUAAAUCCAAACGGGAAAGUUGACAAACCUAAAUUACAGUUUCCAACAGUUAAGCAAAUGACUUUAGUUGCUGAGAACUCAACUAUGGAUGUUGAUGAUUCUGAAUUUUCCCCAGUUGAGCGUGAAGUCCGUGACUUAUGGCUAGAGGUUCUUCCAACUAGACCUGCCUCCAUCUCUCCAGAUGAUUCUUUCUUUGACCUCGGUGGUCAUUCCAUCCUGGCUACCAGAAUGAUUUUCACCUUGCGUAAGAAACUGAAUGUUGAUCUUCCACUAGGAACUAUAUUCAAAUAUCCAACCAUCAAGCUUUUCGCUGGGGAGGUCUCAAGGACUAGGGAAUCAUCUACUAAUACCGAAGAAAGCGAGGGUGUGACAGCAGACUACUACAAGGAUGCAAAAGAACUUGUUGAAUCGAUGCUGCCCAAGUCAUACCCAUCCCGCUCUUCUUUCGCCUCUCCUAAGAACGUCGAUAGUCCAAAGAGAAUAAACGUCUUCGUAACUGGUGUGACUGGUUUCUUGGGCUCCUUCAUCUUGGCCGAUUUGUUGAAUCGUCCCAGAGAUGCCUACGAUAUUAAAGUUUUUGCUCAUGUUCGUGCAAAGGAUGAAGCCAAUGGUUUACAAAGGUUGGUUAAAGCUGGUGUAACUUACGGUACCUGGUCAGAAGCAUUUGAAUCCCGUAUACAGGUCGUUAUUGGUGAUUUGGCAAAACCACAAUUCGGUCUUAACGGUGAAGCAUGGAAGAGCUUGACAGAGGAGAUUGAUGUUAUUAUUCACAAUGGUGCUCUUGUACACUGGGUCUUCCCAUACUCCAAAUUGAGAGAUGCUAAUGUCAUUUCUUCUAUCAAUGUCAUGAAUUUGGCCGCCGAGGGUAAGCCUAAGUUCUUCACUUUUGUUUCUUCGACUUCUACAAUUGACACGGAGCAUUACUUCAAACUAUCAGAUGAAUUAACAUCUGAGGGUAAAACCGGAAUUCUUGAAGCAGAUGACUUGAUGGGAUCUUCCACAGGAUUAACGGGUGGUUACGGACAAUCAAAAUGGGCCGCCGAAUAUAUUAUCAGACGUGCAGGUGACCGUGGUUUGCGUGGUUGCAUUGUCAGACCUGGUUAUGUUACAGGUGCAUCAUCAAACGGUUCUUCUAAUACCGAUGACUUUUUAUUAAGAGUCUUAAAAGGUGUGGUACAAUUAGGCAAGAUACCUGAUAUUAGAAACACAGUAAACAUGGUUCCUGUUGAUCACGUAGCAAGAGUCGUAACUGCCACAUCUUUCAAUCCUCCUAGUGACAGCACAUUACCGGUGGCCCAUGUCACAGCUCAUCCAAGACCUUUGUUCAAGGACUACCUAUAUGAACUAAAGAACUAUGGUUAUGACGUCGAAGUUGAAAGUUAUGAAGCGUGGAAGAAGACUCUUGAAGUGUCCGUCAUAGAAAAAGGCGAAGAUAAUGCCCUAUAUCCGCUAUUGCACAUGGCUUUGGAUGACCUUCCAGGUAGCACAAGAGCCCCAGAGCUUGACGACCGCAAUGCUGUUCGUUCUUUGAAAAUGGAUAUCGACUGGACAAAUGAGGAUGUCACUAGUGGAAAAGGUGCUACUCCUAAGCAAAUUGGAAUCUAUAUUUCUUUCUUGAAUAAAGUUCAUUUCUUACCUGCCCCAUCCGGGGUUGGUAAAGAGGCAUUACCGGAAGUGACACUAUCGAAGGAGCAAAUUGAGCUAAUCUCAUCUGGAGCUGGCGCCCGUGGUAGUUCUGCUGCCGCGUAA
This is a messenger RNA of Lachancea fermentati, 4161 nucleotides long. The record is from the annotation of a GenBank genome assembly. Lineage: Eukaryota; Fungi; Ascomycota; Saccharomycetes; Saccharomycetales; Saccharomycetaceae.